Molecule: messenger RNA, 1558 nt
Organism: Medicago truncatula (barrel medic)
Lineage: Eukaryota; Viridiplantae; Streptophyta; Magnoliopsida; Fabales; Fabaceae
Product: cytochrome b6-like
Biological process (GO): respiratory electron transport chain
Cellular component (GO): membrane
Molecular function (GO): oxidoreductase activity; electron transfer activity
Source: RefSeq, a predicted model, not a curated record
CAGACAAAAAAAAUGAGGUGAAUAAUAGAAUAUUCAAGAGGCCGGUAAGGAUCAAGAGAAAAGACGAGUGAGCCGACUUGAAAUUUUGGCAUUAUAAACAAACACAAAGAAUACCUUUUGGAUUUCCAUUUUUUUUAUCUUCAAAAAAGAUUGGAAUCAUAGGAUUAAGUUAAGAAGUUUAAAACUUUCUAUUCCACAUAUCUGUUUUCCAAAUAACUGGUAUUUUUGUUUGAGCCGUACGAGAUGAAAUUCUCAUAUACGGUUCUCAGGGGGGUCCUUUGGUUUACCUAUCUCAAUAAAGUCUAUGAUUGGUUCGAAGAACGUCUUGAGAUUCAGGCGAUUGCCGAUGAUAUAACUAGUAAAUAUGUUCCUCCUCAUGUCAAUAUAUUUUAUUGUUUAGGAGGAAUUACACUUACUUGUUUUUUAGUCCAAGUAGCGACGGGUUUUGCUAUGACUUUUUAUUAUCGUCCGACCGUUACGGAAGCUUUUGCUUCUGUUCAAUAUAUAAUGACUGAGGCUAACUUUGGUUGGUUAAUCCGAUCAGUUCAUCGAUGGUCGGCAAGUAUGAUGGUCUUAAUGAUGAUCUUGCACGUAUUUCGCGUGUAUCUCACCGGUGGUUUUAAAAAACCUCGCGAACUGACUUGGGUUACGGGUGUAGUUUUGGGUGUAUUGACUGCAUCCUUUGGUGUAACCGGUUAUUCCUUACCUUGGGACCAAAUUGGUUAUUGGGCAGUAAAAAUUGUAACAGGUGUACCCGACGCUAUUCCUGUAAUAGGAUCGUCGGUGGUAGAGUUAUUGCGCGGAAGCGCUAGUGUGGGACAAUCUACCUUGACUCGUUUUUAUAGUUUACAUACUUUUGUAUUACCUUCUUACUGCCGUAUUCAUGUUAAUGCACUUUCCAAUGAUACGUAAGCAAGGCAUUUCCGGUCCUUUAUAGAAUAAAAAAAAAAGAAAAAAAACAUAAAUUAAUCAAAUCAAUCAUUUUGGGGAGGAGAAUAGUAUUUCAUUGCUACAAAUAUGCAUUAUUCAAAAAAAAAAUAAGACAUGUAUUUGGAUAUUUCCCUUCAACUUAACAAAAUAAAUUGCAUUCUUUAUUUGAUAUACACGAAUAGUUGAAUGGAACUCUCCGAAAAAAUAAUGGAUUAUGGGAGUGUGUGACUUGAACUAUUGAUUGGGCCGUGCAGUAUGACUUGAUCUUAUCUGCCACAUUUGAAUUCACAAUUAAAUGUGUCUUUUUUCCAACCACCGCGCCAGUCCCCUACGGAGGAUAGGCCGGUUCGCUUGAAGAGAAUCUUUUCUAUGAUCAGACUGUAUCAUAUCCUGCAUGAAUAGGCUCCGUAAUAUCCAGUAAUAUAAGUUAAGUAAUGUGAUAUAAUCCGGAUUAUGUCUUCUGUAUUUCACUUAACUUAAUAGUAUGGAAAUGCAGUCAUUUCCUAUGCAUUGACUCAAUUUAUGAUACUAUCGGAGUGAAACAAGUAGAUCUAAAGAAAAACGGGGGUUGUAUUCUAUUAGUAACAAGUAAAUCCUUUCUAUGUAAAAAAUUCCGAAAUUCAUUUUG